Anopheles nili is the source of this 1302-nucleotide messenger RNA. Its product is annotated as odorant receptor 85c-like. Gene Ontology annotation, molecular function: olfactory receptor activity; odorant binding. The transcript is spliced from 6 exons. Lineage: Eukaryota; Metazoa; Arthropoda; Insecta; Diptera; Culicidae. Bases 1 to 1302 code for a protein of 433 amino acids. The record is from RefSeq and is a predicted model, not a curated record. Gene Ontology annotation, cellular component: plasma membrane. Gene Ontology annotation, biological process: sensory perception of smell; detection of chemical stimulus involved in sensory perception of smell.
AUGUCCUGUGAGACGAUGGAGGAACACAAUGCACCGGGGUUGUGGGAGACCCAUGUGGUACCUAUUUUUAUAAUUACUUCAGCUGUAACUGUGUACGCGUGGUCUGCUUCAUUCGCGCAUUGUUUGCCAGUUUUGGUGCAGUUCGAGUCGUUCAUCCGAGUGCCGGAGAUAUUCUUCGCAAUGAUCGGAGUAGCACGCUACGGUGAACCGAAGGGUACGCUACGUGCUCGGCUGAAGCAGCUGCUCUUUUGGUCGUCUUGCGCCAACACCGGUUUUUGCCUGGUGAUCGAGCACAUCUACUUCGUUAAAGCAGCUGGGAACUUUACCAAUUUCCUCCAGUUGACGGCUUUGGCUCCGUGUAUGGGAUUCACCGCGUUGUCCUUCGUGAAAAUCAUGACGAUCAAACUGAAUGAGGUGAAGCUAACCGGCAUGCUGCACCGGCUUGAUGCGCUGUUCCCGAAAUCGAUCACUCUGCAGGACCGCUACGGAGUGUUUCAGUACAACCGUGAGUCACAGGUCGUCAUGAAAUCGUUCUCGAUCCUGUACAUGAUCCUCAUCUGGAUGUUCAAUCUACUCCCGUUGGUAUCGAUGCUGGUGGGUUACUGCACGGAGGGCACCUGGCACAAGCAGCUGCCCUACUUCAUGUGGUACUGGUACGAUUGGCACCGGCCGGGCUUCUUCGAGGUGACCUUUCUGCACCAGAACUGGGGUGGAUUUGUUUCAGCCGUCUUUUACCUGUCCACCGAUCUUAUGUUCUGCGCCAUCGUGUUGCUGAUCUGCCUGCAGUUCGAUAUCGUGGCAUACCGGCUAAAACACGCUCUGCCGGACGAUCACCGGGAGUUGAUCGACUGCGUUCAAAUCCACCAGACUGUGGUCGAGCUGUGCAACGAACUCGAACACAUGUUUUCGCCCUCACUACUGGUGAACUUUCUCAGCAGUUCAGUUAUCAUUUGUCUGGUUGGGUUUCAGGCCACGGCCGGUAUUACUCCAGCGGAUCUGUUCAAAUUUGUACUUUUUCUUGUGUCGUCGUUGGUGCAGGUUUUUCUGUUGUGUUAUUACGGCAACAAGCUGAUUGUGGCGAGCUCCCAGAUACCCUACAGUGCGUUCGAAGGACAUUGGAUCGGAGCAUCGACUUCCUAUCAAAGAUCGCUGCUGUUUAUUAUGUUACGCUCAACCACACUUCAGAAGCUAACCGCUCUCAAAUUCUCCGUUGUUUCGCUGGCAAGCUAUUCGAAGAUACUUAGCACAUCCUUCUCGUACUUCACGCUCCUUAAGGCUAUGUAUGAACCGACCGCGAAAUAA